UCUCCCCUCUUUCCCUCUCUCUCUCUCUCUCGCUUGAGGGUUUGUCUCCUCGCUCCUCUCCCUCCGGCCGCCCUCUUCGGAUUCGUUCCCGGAUCGCUCCCUCCAGUUGCCGGCUGUACGGGUUUCCGUUUCCCUGUCGACGUUGGACACCGGCUGUUUCUUUCCUCCCGUAGAAAGGGCGCUCUCGACCGGGCAACUCUUCUACCCGGCGGGAUCGGGCGCCGUUUUGAUAAUGUGGAGCGUCCGGAAGCUUCUCUGAGAGGCAAUCUAAGGGACGACGAUCGCGAAACUCAAAGCUGAAGCUCCUCUGCUUUAAUACUGCAGCUUGGCCAUCAAUCUAUCUCAUUCGAGCUCGAUCCACCUUAAAUGCUAGUUUUGCCUAAAAUCGGAAGUUUGCUUGAAGCGGCGCAGGAAGAUCCUUGGAGUUGCUGAAUGAUCUCUUAUGGAGUUGCUUCAUCGGCGGCACCUAUUCGCUGGUCCGAGCUUGUAGAUCUUACUUGUUUCUCGAGGCGGAUUUACUUGGAUUUGGAAGGGGACAGUUUCUUAGAAAUACUGGAGAAGAACCUAAUAUCUGGCAUACUGCGGAAAUUUCCUAGAUAGAGAAGGGAUUCUUCGUAUCCAUGCUGGAAGAGAGCAUGCGCGGCAUUCUAUCUUUGGGUGAUGCCCCUGACCAGACUCGCCACCGAUGCAUUCGGUGUGGUGACAAUAUCUCUCGUAGUUCUGUUGGUGUUGCUUGGUGUGUUUUGCAUUUUGUACCUACUUUUCUUCUGCUCUCGCAUCCGAAGAGAUGGAUUUCUACCACUGGGUUAUUUUAAUGGCCCUUGGGUGGUGCGUAUCAUGCUUAUUUCGUUAGCCAUUUGGUGGGGCUUUGGAGAAAUUGAGCGGCUCGAUCUUCUUAGAAGUGAAAGGAGGCUUCUGCAUUCCUUGAGCCGGCAAUGGCAGAGGAAUUUGUGCAGGCUGUAUAUUCUCUCAAACUUUGGCUUUGCAGAGCCGAGCCUCUUCGUCACUGUGGUGCUUCUGCUUCGUGGUUCUCUUCAGAAAAGAGACUCAGGGACGUUAAGCAGGCAGUGGAACGCAAGGACUAUUGCGCAUGUUCUUCUCUUUUGCCUGCCCGUUUUCUUCUUCCAGCUAGUUAUUCUAUUUGUUGGGCCCAUUUUCGUCAACAUGGAAGGUUCAGGAGCUUCAGAUAAUGGAUCGAAGAAAAUUCCCUUUUAUUUCACGCAGGCUUACACCAUUGAGAAAGACGAAAGUGGGACUAUUUUUUGCACGUAUCCGUUGCUGAGCACAGUUCUUCAUGGACUCUUUGCGUCCCUAUUGAUUGGUUAUCUCUUCUAUCUCGGGGCAAAAAUGGUGUCUCUGGUAAUCAAUGGAGGUCUCCAGAAAAGGAUUUACUAUUUGCUGUUCUCCGUUGUUGGUUUGCUCCCUAUCCGGAUUUUGUUUCUGGGAUUCACUGUAUUGUCAAAGCCAGGGGAGCUACCCUACGAAGUUCUUGAGUUCCUAUCCUUUCUAGCACUGUUGUGCUGUACAGCUGUUGCAAUUGGGAUUCUUGUCUAUUUUCCUGUUGCCGAUUCACUGGAACUGAGAGGCUGGAACAUAGAAUCUGGUACGAGGGGAGGUGGGACUGCAACAAGGGCCGCAUCGUUGGUCGUCAGCGAUCUUGAUGAUGAUAAUGCUUCACUCAUUGCUAACCAGAGCGUCGUUGAGUUAGUUUCCAGUGGAGGAAGGAACUCAGACGACGAAUCGACGAGGGGUGGGUCUAUCUCUUUUCGGACAAUGCUGAAAGAUGGCCAGUCAGGGGAACACGAGGAUGUCAAUCUUUUCUAUGGCAGCGCCUUGCGCCUUCCUUCUCCACCGGAGUCUCCAGCACUUCCAGGAUGGCCGAGGGCACCAGUCAGAGACGCCCCCCAUUCAUCUGCUCGAGAUGCAUCCAAUUGAAGUUCCCUUCCCUUCUCCACUAGUCUGUCUGUUUUGGUUCAAUAGUUGUAAUUCUUCUCACUUUUCUUUCCCCCUUUUGUCUUCUCUUCUUUUUUUAUAAUCAUGAAACGUACCAAAAUGCCGGGUUGAACUAUGAAAUCACAUUGUUACCAAGGUCUUCUGUGGUGAGAAGUACUGACUUGGCAGCAUCGGUAGAGAGUCACGGAUUUUGUCUCUGUGGCCUCUCAUUGUUUUCAAUUUUGUGAAAGUUAUGUAAAGGGCUUGAAGUUUAGAAAUCGACAAGGUUUGUGCUGCUUCUUGGUGGUGCGAACUUGUUCCUACUA
Nymphaea colorata (pocket water lily) is the source of this 2258-nucleotide messenger RNA. RefSeq lists its product as uncharacterized. The coding region runs from base 661 to 1935 and encodes 424 amino acids. Lineage: Eukaryota; Viridiplantae; Streptophyta; Magnoliopsida; Nymphaeales; Nymphaeaceae. The transcript is spliced from 2 exons. The record is from RefSeq and is a predicted model, not a curated record.